Trichomonas vaginalis G3 is the source of this 550-nucleotide messenger RNA. Its product is annotated as organellar and viral DNA polymerase type B. NCBI's taxonomy places the organism in Eukaryota, Parabasalia, Trichomonadida, Trichomonadidae. The record is from RefSeq and is a predicted model, not a curated record. The transcript has a single exon. The annotation marks the transcript as partial.
AUGUAUCGGAAGUUGUCUAAGUUAGAACACUCGGAAAUAAAACAACUUCUUACAGAAGCUAAUAUAGAUGUUGCAAAGCAUUACGCAACAAACAAAAAAGCACUCGCUGACAUCCUCAAUGACUAUAAUGGUGCAAUAAGUUAUGAUAGAAUUCAUGAGUUCAUAAAGCCGCAACGCGGCGAGGACGAAGUCCAUGCAAGAGCAUUUCCUUUAAAUGACGUUGCUAUUGACUUAUAUCAUAGACGUUCAGUACCUCAUGAAGUAAGAAGAGAAAUGUUUGACAUAACAAAUGCAAACGUUGGUGAAACAAGAAGAAGAGACGACACACUGAAACAACAGAGAAGAGAGAUGUUUAAGAGCGCUAUAGAACAAGUUCGCAAAGCUAACGAUGUCCUUCGUUCCAUUGACGACAAACCAAAAGAAGGUGAGAGAUGGUUAAAGAAAGAUGAAGAGAAUAGGAAGAGGAAUGUUAAGACAGGCAAUAGACUCAUUGACUUUAACAUCGAAGCUUUAGAUGAACCAAACAGAGACUACUUACACAAACAUUUCG